CACGCCUUCGCCUCACAGCUCGUCCGUCCGUCUGAGGAUGACAUUGCUCCGCAGGAAGCCAACAGAUGCGUGCCGCAUGACGGUUCCGGUCGACUGUGAAAGCCAUUUUUAGCUGUUAUUAUUCACUUUUGUUUCUCGGCUGCGUCCAGCGCGCUCGCUUCUCUUGUGUUGGCGGUGGACGGCGGCGACCUUGGGAGACCCCACGCAACAGCGACAUUGCCCACCGGCGGAGCGCUUCGCAUUUGUUUGCAGUUGGUGAGAUCGGAUAGCAUUUACGUCGCUUUCCUUACUCUGUUCCCUGCCAGCAUGACAAAGAUUACCACGCUGUUGGAGACAACGUGCUACGUUGCUCUGUUGAUAGGACUCACGGAGACGGUUCCCCAGCAGUACCGUCACCUAGCACGUGGUUACACCUAUGCUAUCCGGGGACAGACGGAUCGCGCACUGGGAGUGCCAAUAGACCGAGGUCAAGGAAGCCGCGUGCGCGGUCCCAACGUGCACCAGAGGCAAACUACAAACAAAAGCAUGCGCCAAACAACGAGCAGCAACACUAGUCAACUUCCGGUGGUGUUUCCUGGGGAACUGCGACCUCGCCUCAAUGACUAUGGACUACCGAACUGCGCAAUGACCUCUGGUGUUAAUGGCAGGAAGAGACGACCCGAGGCGUCUUACUGUGAUGAGGACGAGACCUAUCCCACGGAGAUCGUGAAGAGCGUGUUGCAGAAAGUGAAUGUCGACCUGAGCGACAAGACGUUGCUGGGACGCCAGCCUCUGAACCACGAAGAAAGCAUCGAUCAGCGUGUCUGCGCCACAAAGCGCAAAACCAUCUACCCAAAGACAGCAAAAAACUCGGAUAGUGAGUGGCUGUACGUCAUCAACGACGUCGAGUAUGCCCAGGCCGUCACCACGGAAAUAUGCGCCCAAGAGGACUCACCAUGCGAGUUCGUCGCCAGUGCCCUACCGCCUGGUUACACCUCGGCGUGUAAACAGAAGUUCGCCAACAGAAAGCUCUUAGCCAUGCAUCCCACUGAAAGGAAAGCAUACGCCGAUAAUUUUCCGUUUCCUUCUUGUUGCGUGUGUUAUGUCCGAGCACCGUUGAUUGGAGGACGAAGCUCGCGCGGACGCAACGGAAGGCGAUAGUCAUGUGACUCGCAACAGUGACGAUGCUGAGAACGUACUACGUCGACGGCAAAGGCGUCGUACAACUGCGGCAGACAACACAUAAAAGCUACAGAUAUAUAGCACAUACCUCUGCAAUGCCUUUGCCAAAUAUGAAAGAGGAACUGCAUGCCCUAAGGUGAAAGACAUAGUGUGUGUGCUCCUUACAGUGCUGUGUUGUAAAUCGCCAUAGGAGGUCACGGCGGCCACAGCCUUUGCUUCUUUGGAGACUGCUGUACAGACACGGCGCGUUUUCCAUGCAUCUUCAAAAAGCAGCGCGGACUGAUAUGUAUAGCACGGACGUCGUACAGCUGGAGGAGCAACGAGGACACACUGGUAUUCUCGAAGAUCACCGAGGAGGAACGGAAGAGUCAACGUGUCGCCUUGUCAACGUCGUCAACGUGUCGCAACGUGUAGUCCUGUGUUCAGUGCUACCAGAAAAGACGAGAUUUUUUAGGUGUGUUCAAUGAGGCAGCUACUGUUCUAAUGUUCACCCAUUCCACAACCAUGCAACAAUGUUCACAUAUCAUGAAGUGUGUUUAAUUGUAGAAUAAUUGUCAAUUGCGCGUCACCAUAGGGCCAUUGUCAUUGGAUCAAUCAUCGCAGUCGCUGUCAAUUGAUUUUCAAACUGCGCCAAAUGUUUUCGAUUGAUAAACACAUUUCAUUUACGUUUGAGUUUUUAAUGUAGGCUUCCUUUGCUCGAAUAAAGGUCGUAGUCCCGUC
Messenger RNA from Ornithodoros turicata, 1881 nucleotides. RefSeq lists its product as uncharacterized. Gene Ontology annotation, biological process: innate immune response; central nervous system formation. Bases 307 to 1140 code for a protein of 277 amino acids. Gene Ontology annotation, molecular function: growth factor activity; Toll binding. Lineage: Eukaryota; Metazoa; Arthropoda; Arachnida; Ixodida; Argasidae. Gene Ontology annotation, cellular component: extracellular region. The record is from RefSeq and is a predicted model, not a curated record. The transcript has 4 exons.